This is a messenger RNA of Teleopsis dalmanni, 921 nucleotides long. RefSeq lists its product as uncharacterized. The record is from RefSeq and is a predicted model, not a curated record. Bases 1 to 921 code for a protein of 306 amino acids. Lineage: Eukaryota; Metazoa; Arthropoda; Insecta; Diptera; Diopsidae. The transcript has 2 exons.
AUGGCAUCACUUAAUGAUAUGCUUGAUUCAGGUGAGAAGUUAUUGGCAGAUUUAACUUCGAUAUUGCUAAGAUUUCGUUGUCACAAAAUUGCAAUGAGUGCAGAUAUAGAAAAAGCAUUUUUACAAAUUUCAUUAAAUCAGAAUGAUAGAGAUAGUCAUCGUUUCCUCUGGUAUAAAAAUUUAAGAGAUGAUAACAAACCAGCGGAAAUUGCAACUUAUCGAAUGGCAAGGGUAACUUUUGGUGUAACAUCUAGUCCUUUCUUGAUAGCGUCGACAAUGCAGCAACAUCUGCAAGGCAAUGUUGAGCAAUAUGGUUUAAUAUGUGACAAACUAAAAAACUCAUUUUACGUAGACGACUUAAUAAUUAGUAUAUCAACUGUUCAAGAAGCUGAAUAUUUAUACCUCAUUGCAACGAAAAUAAUGAAAAUAGGAGGUUUUAAUUUGCGGAAGUGGACCUCCAACAGCGAAGACUUACGACGAAAAUUUGAAGAAAAUAAUGAAGAGCAGCAUCGGAUACAAAAGGUGCUUGGCGUUUUAUGGAACAUUUAUGAAGAUAAUUUAUUCAUAAAUUUAGAUCACUGUAUAGAGAUUUCUCGGAAUUUAAGACCCACUAAACGCAAUGUAUUAAAGAUUAUGGCUGGAGUUUAUGAUCCCUUAGGAUUUUUAAGUCCGUUUACUGUAAAAAUCAAAACACUAUUGCAGAGGAUAUGGAAAGAAAAUUUAGACUGGGACUCUACCUUACCUGAAAGCUUAGCGAAUGAUUUUAAUAAAUGGUGUGAUGAUUUACAUAAUUUAAAAUAUUUUACUAUUAGUCGAUGCCUGAUGCGAGCCCGAUUGCAUACGGAGCUGUUGCAUACCUACGAGAAAUUUUGUCUAGUGGCAAAUUAUUUACAAGCUUUAUAUGUUCUAAAAACAGAGUAA